Messenger RNA from Leptopilina boulardi, 2361 nucleotides. Its product is annotated as U3 small nucleolar RNA-associated protein 14 homolog A. NCBI's taxonomy places the organism in Eukaryota, Metazoa, Arthropoda, Insecta, Hymenoptera, Figitidae. Bases 175 to 2286 code for a protein of 703 amino acids. The transcript has 7 exons. The record is from RefSeq and is a predicted model, not a curated record. Gene Ontology annotation, cellular component: nucleolus; small-subunit processome. Gene Ontology annotation, biological process: rRNA processing.
AACCUGACUAUGUGAAUCAUAACCUGUCAGUGACCUGCAAAUGCAUGCACAUGUUAUACGUUCACGUGUAUAUUUAUUAUUUCUUCAUGGUUAUGUUCCACAAGAAUUCAUAAUCUUCUUAAUGGCAAUUUGAAAUAGAUUUCAAUUUUAAAAGUUAAUGAAAUUUUGCUAGCUAUGGAGAAAUCAAUUACAAAAACUGCAAGCAAACAAGAAAUUUGUCCAAAGCAUUUAAAACUUAUUGAGGCAGUUUCAGAUCUUGAUGGAAAGCAAAGAAUAAAAGAAUCAAAGUGCAGUGAACCCAGCUUAGAAAUAUCAGAAUUUCAUUUAGUUAAAAGUGGAAUUAGUGAUAAGAAUAAAAUAGAAAUCUCUGAUUUCGCAAAAAACUCAUGUCGAAAAGGUCAACAAUUAAAAAUUGCUAAGGUUUUUAAUGCAUCCAAAAAUCGUGAAGUUUUGCCAAAACUUUUAGAAAAACCUGUUAUAGAAAAGAUAAAACGCAGUGUUGGUUAUGAACAUUUAAAAAAAGAUCUUCAAAAAUGGAAUUCUGUGAUUGCACAACAAAGAACUGCAGAAAAUGUUUCCUUUCCAUUGAAUCAUCCGCCGAUGAAAUCAGAACCAACAGGUGAUUUUGUAAACAAAUUUCGAAUUCAAUCAGACUUAGAAAAGGAAUUAUCAUUAAUAGAACCAAGUUCAGUAAAUGUACAAAAAGAAAAUGUUUUGCAAUUGUCGUUGGAAGAAAUUUUGCAACGUAGAUCAGAAACUGCUAAAUUUAGAGCUGAACAGUCGUACAAAAUAUCAAAGGCCAAUCGACGGAAGAAAAUUAAAAGUAAGAAGUAUCACCGUAUUGAAAGGAAAAAGAAAUUAAAAGAUCAAUUAAAAGAAUUGGAACAGUUAAAAAAAACUGAUUCAUCUGCUGCUCUAGAAAAACUAAAAUAUUUGGAAAAAGUUAGGUCAGAAGAGCGAAUGACAUUAAGACAUAAGAAUACCGGUCAUUGGGCAAAAAACAAAUUGAUACGAGCAAAAUAUGACAAAGAGAGUCGACAAGAAUUAUCUAGACAGCUGUCAAUUGGUCGAAAUAUAACUCAGAAAACAGUAGUUAAUGAAGAUACUGAUGAUGUUAGUAAAGACACGAUUUCUGGGUUAAUUCCUUCAAGUUUUUCGCAAAAUCCAUGGAUUAAUAAUGUGAAGUCAGAAUCUGAAGUAGAUGAAUUUAUAAGUCAAUAUCGUAAAUAUUGGGAUAAUGAACAGAAGAGUAAAUUAAAAACAAAUGAAGUACUGCCUUUUGAAAUAGAUGAAAAUAAAUUACAAAAUACUUCUAAAAAUAAAGUUGGAGAUAAGUCUGUUACUCCUAAUAAAGUUCAUCAAAAGUCAAGUGUUGGAAUGGAAACUAGCGCAUCGUUAAAAUUGAAUAAAUGUUUAACUUCUCAAGACAGCAGUGUAAUCGGAACAUCCAAAUGGACAGUUACCAACUGUGAUCAUCUAGGAGCCAAUUCAACAGAUAGUUGUGGAAAAAGAGAUGUUGACAAUUUGGUUUCUUUAAGAGAUAAUGAAAUAAGAGUUAAGGACAACAAAACGAAACGUAUGAAACGAAAAUGUAAUAAAGACACUGUUAAAAAUGUAGAUAGUGAAAAUAAAAAAGAGGAUAAUAUACGAACUAAUAGUGAAAAUAUGCCUAAAGAAAAGAAAACAAAAUAUUUAAAGUCACAUUUACCUGAUGAAAAUGCGGUACAAUGUGAUGUAUUAUGUGAUAACGAUGGCGAUAAACAAGAAAAUGGUUACCAAUUAUUAUAUGAGGCAUUUUCUGACGAGGAGUUAGUUGAAGACUUUAGAAAGGAAAAAGAGGAAGAGGUAAAUGUGAAUAAAUCUGAAGAUGUAAACCUAAUAUUACCAGGUUGGGGUAGAUGGGGUGGUACAAACAUUAAAGAGCCCACUAGGCGUAAAAGAAAAUUUAUAGUGGAGUUUCCCAAGAAUACUGUUCGUAAAGAUGAAAAUAAAGGAAAUGUUAUCAUUAAUGAAGAAAGUAAUAGUUCUAUUAAAAAACAUCAAGUCUCAGAAUUACCAUUUCCUUUCAAAAAUGUUAAGGAUUAUGAAGCCAGUAUGCGAGCUCCUGUUGGAAGAAAUUUCGUGCCAGAGAAAAUCCACAACAAAUUAAUAAUACCCUCAUUAAGAACUAAAAUGGGUAAAGUUAUUGAGCCAAUGGACGAAUAUUCUUUAUUAAAUAUCCAAAAUUUAAAGGAAAAAAAAAUGGAAAUUAAUAUAGAAUCUUCUAAAUCAAUGAAUGACAAUUAAGUAAUUGUUUCAUCCUCGGUAAUAAUACUAAUCAUAAAAUUAUGAUAAAUUUAAUAAUAAAGUAUCGAAAAUUUA